Molecule: messenger RNA, 1473 nt
Organism: Nezara viridula (southern green stink bug)
Lineage: Eukaryota; Metazoa; Arthropoda; Insecta; Hemiptera; Pentatomidae
Source: the annotation of a GenBank genome assembly
CAAGAGUGGGGGUAUCAAUCAUUUGGAAAGAUUUACCAGUGUGUGUGCUAUCUGACACAUUCUCAUCCUUUCGCGUUUUAUACAAAUUUAUUAGCAGAAGAAAAAUAUGGUUAUAAAAUACAAUUUCAAAGGUCUUAUGGCACCUGUCUUUACUCCAUUCCAAGCGAAUUUGAGGCAAGAUAUAUUUACAGAAUAUAUUCCAUCAUACGGAGCAUUUUUAAAAGAGAAGGGAGUUCUAGGAAUAUUAGUAAAUGGAACAACUGGAGAAGGAGUCUCAAUGAGCACUCAAGAAAGGAAGUUAGUAACUGAAGCUUGGGCAGAAACAGUUAAAAAAACUAACCAGACAUUAAUGGUCCAAGUUGGAGGGGCAUCACUGACAGAUGUUAAAGAUAUGGCACAACAUGCUGAGAAGGUGGGCGUUUCUUCUAUUCUUUGUCUUCCAGAUCUGUUCUUCAAUCCUAAAACUGUGGACGAUUUAAUUCAUUACUUGAAAUUCGUAUCACAUGCUGCUCCCAAAACCCCUCUCUUCUAUUAUCAUAUACCUUCUUUCACAGGAGUUAACCUCUCAAUGAAUGAAUUCCUAAGCAAAGGGCAAGAUCAGAUUCCAACCCUUUCUGGAAUCAAAUUUACCAGUAACGAUUUAGAUGAAGGUGCCAAAUGUUUAAGAGUAAAUGAAGAUUUAACUGUUUUCCUCGGAGCUGAUACUAUUUUUUCAGCAGCUGUGAUGCUUGGAUUUGAUUCUGGAAUUAUGACAACAUUAAACUUUUGGCCAGAGCGAUUUCAAGAAAUACAGAAUAACAUUAACAGUGGUAAUGUGAAACAAGCAAUGCUAAUACAAGCUAAAAUAUCAAAAGACAUUGAAAAUAUUUUGGCCUCUGGAUCUUGGGUUCAUCAAAUGAAAUUGUACAUGAAAAAUCAACUUCAACAACCUGUUGGUUUGACUAGACCACCUCUUGGAAAUUAGAAUUACAUGAAGAAAUGAAAGAAUAUACUUUUGAGGAACUGACUGCUAAUGUUUCAUACUUUGUAAUCAAUUCAAUAAUACAAAAUAUUAAAAGGAAUAAAAAGUUUAAUCAAGGUUUAAGUUAGAUAAAAAAAAAAAAACUGGUGAUAAUAAUUAUAUACAAACCUGUUUUAGUCUCGACUACCUUCAAGAGUGAAAAAAACAAACCUGAAACGCAAGAUUACAAAGUGAACAUAAUCAUUACGCGAUUAAUGAUUCAACACCAUAAUAAAUAAGGGAAAAAAAGUUAGAUAGAAACGGUAUCGGAAAAAUAUACCAGAUGAUUCUUAAAAAAGAAAAAUAGCCUGGUGCUAAUCAGAAAAAAAUAUAAUAUAUAAUUAUUAAAAAAAAAAACUUUGAUAGGUUUGUUUUUUUAUCUGAAUCACUCACUUGCUCAUGUGAUUGAUAAAGAAAUAAAAAACAUUUUUAUUGCAGAUAAAGUAUCUUAAAAUAAUUUAUAAUAAAAAGCU